AUGGGUAAAACUCCUUUUCCCGAUAAUGCUCCACCAAUUGGAUCAGGCAUGAACGAUCCUUAUGGACAAUCAAACUUUCCUCCACAGCAGCCAGGCUAUGGGCAGGGCUCUGGGCAGGGCUAUGAGCAGAGCUAUGGACAGGGUCAGGGCCAGGACCAUGGUCAGGAGCGAGGACAUGGACAUGGACAUAGACAUGGAUGUGGACGAGGACAUGGGCGUGAGCAUGGACGGGAACAUGGACGGGAACAUGGACGUGAACAUGGACGUGAACACGGUCAUGGACGCGGUUAUGAAAAUGGACCCUCGCAGGGUGGUCAACAUCAGAUAGGUUCCGGAAUAGGCAUGGCCGGCGAACAAAACUAUAGACCUGGAACGAAUAUUUCGAUUGGGAGAGCCGGUGAAAUUACCCCGGAACCUUAUCAACGACCACAGCCAAAUGCUCCUCCCAUAGGAUCUGCCGGAGAGCUGAUGUAUCAUCCAGGAGCUGACCCGUCUAUCGGCACAGCUGGACAAAUACAGCCACCUCCUUAUCAAAGGCAGUUCCCUAACGCUCCUACUGUUGGAUCUGCUGGUAGUAACCAACAAUGGAACAAUUCAGUUGGGAAUGCCAAUGAAGGUCAACAACAAAACCACGGAUUUAUCUAUAACUUGUUCCACCGCAACAAUUGA
Auanema sp. JU1783 is the source of this 669-nucleotide messenger RNA. NCBI's taxonomy places the organism in Eukaryota, Metazoa, Nematoda, Chromadorea, Rhabditida, Rhabditidae. The record is from the annotation of a GenBank genome assembly.